Molecule: messenger RNA, 1519 nt
Organism: Lathyrus oleraceus (garden pea)
Lineage: Eukaryota; Viridiplantae; Streptophyta; Magnoliopsida; Fabales; Fabaceae
Product: ataxin-3 homolog
Exons: 2
Coding region: 280-1275 (331 amino acids)
Biological process (GO): protein deubiquitination
Cellular component (GO): nucleus
Molecular function (GO): cysteine-type deubiquitinase activity
Source: RefSeq, a predicted model, not a curated record
CUCAAAAGAAAAAACAAAAGGUAAUAAAACCGACAAUUAUGUCAAUAAGACCACUAUUUAUGUAGUAAUUAAUUAAACUUAUCCGUUAAUUAAGAGCCCGAUUUCUUUACAAAUUUUCUCCAUUUCUCAUCUUCUAUAUCACACGCAACACAAAUAGCCCCAAUCCAAAAAGCAAGAAAAGAAUAAGAACAAACUGUUAAUUAUAUGAUAUAAUUAGGGUUUAGUUCGUUCUUGAUGCUGUGAAAUCGAUUCAAAUCAACUCGAUUCAAUUCGAAAACGAUGAUGGAUGGAAUAAGCAAUGGAGGCAUGUUGUAUCACGAGGUACAGGAAUCGAAGCUUUGUGCUGUUCAUUGCGUCAACACUGUUCUUCAAGGUCCGUUUUUCUCUGAAUUCGACUUGGCUGCACUCGCUUCCGAUCUCGAUUGCAGAGAGAGGCAGAUGAUGAUGCUUCCUGCUCACUCCCCCGCCGGUGAUUUGUUCUCACACAAUGUUUCUCUUGACGGUGAUUUCAGCAUCCAGGUUUUACAAAAGGCUUUGGAGGUCUGGGACCUACAAGUCAUUCCUCUUGAUUCUCCAGUUGCCGAGCCGGCCCAGGUUGAUCCCGAGCUGGAAAAUGCUUUCAUUUGUCAUUUGCAAGAUCAUUGGUUUUGCAUCCGCAAAGUGAAUGGAGAGUGGUAUAACUUUGACAGUCUUUAUGCAGCUCCACAGCACCUUUCCAAGUUUUACCUUGCAGCCUAUCUCGACUCUUUGAAAGGCUCUGGGUGGAGCAUAUUCCUGGUGAGAGGAAAUUUUCCAAAAGAGUUUCCCAUCUCUUCGUCUGAAGCUUCCAACGGUUUCGGCCAGUGGCUUUUACCCGAAGAUGCUGAGAGAAUAACUAAAUCUUGUAACUCAGUACAGCAGGCGCCACAACAAGAAAGAGCUGUGGAAAGGCAACAAUAUUCGAAUCAGUUUCUUUCACCCGAGGAAGCUGAACUGUUUUCGGACAUGGAAGAUGAGGAUCUAAAAGCGGCUAUAGCAGCUAGUCUGAUGGAUUCAACCCCAAUUGCGACCAAUAUUGCUGAAGCCAGUAAUCCUCAAAAUAAUGACAAGCAAAAGAGUAUACAAGUGGAAACCAUUGAAGCUAGUGUACCUCCCACCAUUGAUGAAAGCAACAAACAUGUGGAAGCUAAUGAAGCCGGUACUCUUCUGAAUGAUAAAAACAAUCAACAAGUCGCAUCUUCUUUAGGCGGUGAUGACUCUGAAAGGGAAAACCAGAAUAAAGAGAAGGCUCUCUGAGUUGAGAGUAGUGUGGUUUUAUUUGCACCUGAUUUGUUUUUGCAAUUGAGGAGAAUAAUUUAUAUCGGUUUAGUUGGUCAAAACAUAUAUCAGUGGCUUGAAGUCAUGGUGCUGUGCAGUAUACACAUUCUCACAUGGAUUGCAUGAUUUAUUUUAUAUUGUAAGGAAAACCCUUCAACAUGUUAAUCUGAUUAUGAUAUUAUCCACUUUUGAUACUAUUUUUAAAAACCCUUAAUCAUUUCCA